Messenger RNA from Eurypyga helias (sunbittern), 1065 nucleotides. It is a transcript of the gene WDFY2, whose product is annotated as WD repeat and FYVE domain containing 2. The annotation marks the transcript as partial. The transcript is spliced from 7 exons. Gene Ontology annotation, molecular function: protein binding; metal ion binding. NCBI's taxonomy places the organism in Eukaryota, Metazoa, Chordata, Aves, Eurypygiformes, Eurypygidae. The record is from RefSeq and is a predicted model, not a curated record.
AUUUGAUGUGGAAACUCGGCACGUGUUUGUUGGUGAUCAUUCUGGGCAAGUGACCAUACUCAAACUAGAGCGAGAGUCCUGCAGCCUCGUAACGACAUUUAAGGGACACACAGGUGGUGUCACUGCUCUCUGUUGGGACCCAAUACAGCGAGUUUUAUUCUCCGGCAGUUCUGAUCAUUCCAUUAUAAUGUGGGAUAUUGGAGGAAGAAAAGGAACAGCCAUCGAGCUGCAAGGACAUAACGAUAAAGUUCAGUCUCUGUCCUACGCUCACCACACGCGGCAGCUCAUCUCCUGUGGUGCGGAUGGGGGAAUCGUCGUCUGGAACAUGGAUGUUGAGAGGCAAGAGACCCCCGAGUGGCUGGAUAGUGACUCCUGUCAAAAAUGUGACCAACCUUUCUUCUGGAACUUCAAGCAAAUGUGGGACAGUAAGAAAAUAGGCCUCAGGCAGCAUCACUGCCGGAAGUGUGGGAAAGCGGUGUGCGGCAAAUGCAGCUCCAAGCGCUCCUCCAUCCCGCUGAUGGGGUUCGAGUUCGAAGUGAGGGUCUGCGACAGCUGUCAUGAGUCCAUAACCGAUGAAGAGCGGGCGCCCACCGCUACCUUCCACGACAGCAAGCACAACAUCGUUCACGUACACUUUGAUGCCACCCGGGGAUGGCUGCUGACCUCGGGGACAGACAAGGUUAUUAAGCUGUGGGAUAUGACACCGGUAGUGUCUUGAUGGUACAUCAGUGGAACUUGAAAGGUGAUAUUUACAGAAGAAACAGAUUUCCUAACCCUAAUCAUACUGCAGAAGUUAGGUAACGCUGGGCACAUCCGGCAGAUGAGGAAGGAACCAAUGUGUUUACGACGACCUUACGUCCUCUGCUUGAUCAAGGCUGAACGUUUGCACGAAGACUCUUUCCACUUAUUCACAAAAUACACAAGAAGGUAUUUUUUUAACCAAUGGUGGGUACGAUCUGACUUUCGUUGUCUUGAGUUUAUUUGGGAAAUCCGUGUGCGGUGCAAUUUUUAGUUUUUCUAUCUCACUAUGUCAAGAUACUUGCUGCUUCGGACAGAGGGUGCCUG